CCCUCGGCUUGCCCUACCGCCCCCGUCCCACGCACAUCCCGGCCGGGGGAUGUAGGAGGACGCGCAGCCGAAGGUACCCGGGCAGCGCCGCCGCCACAUCUCCCGGCGCGGCCGCCUAUCGCCUGCAAGGGCGGGCGCAGCCGCCGCCGCCGUGUGGCUGCACGCGUUCCUCGGGGAGACCGGGAAGGGGCACGGCUGCUCCCCGCCUGCCCCCCCGCGCCGCCGGUCUCGCCCGGCUCUCCGUGCCUUUAGAGUGUGCCUGCCCGUCCCGCGGGGCCAUGGAGCGCGCGUUCACGCCGCUGGAAUGCCUCCUGCCCGCCGGGAACCUGAAGUUUUGCCUUCUGAUUCUGAACCAGCCUUUCAACAAAGGUCAUUUUCACUGUCUGUGGAGCAGAGCUGCCCUGAGAGCUUGUGCUGAUGGAGGUGCCAAUCGUCUCUACCACAUCACAGAGGGGAGCCAGGAAAGCUUCUUGCCUGAUUACAUCAGUGGUGAUUUUGAUUCCAUUCUGCCUGAAGUCAAGGAGUACUACAAGGUCAAGGGAUGUGAGUUAAUUGAGACCAUGGAUCAGGACCUCACAGAUUUCACCAAGUGCCUUCAAAUACUCCAGAAAAAGAUAGAGAAGAAGGGCCUCCAGGUCGAUGUGAUUGUGACUUUGGGUGGACUUGGAGGACGCUUUGACCAAGCAAUGGCAUCGGUGGAAACGCUUUUUCAUGCAACAAAUAUCACUCCUUCUCCAGUGAUAGUUAUCCAGGAGUGCUCGCUGAUUUACCUGCUUCAACCGGGCAAGCACAAGCUGCAUGUGAAUACAGGACUGGAGGGCUCCUGGUGUGGCCUCAUCCCCAUCGGGAACCCCUGCGAGAGUGUGACCACGACAGGCCUCAGGUGGAACCUCACUAACCAGGUGCUGAAGUUUGGAACACUCGUCAGUACUUCCAACACGUAUGACAACUCUGGGAUUGUGACCAUCGAGACAGACAAACCUUUGCUAUGGACAAUGGCUAUCAAGAGAUAAGAUCAGCUACAGCUGCCUUUUCUGAUCUGACACGUCUCAAAUUACUAAAAAAUUUCACUGAAUUAAGACAGUAAAGCUGUUGCAAGAUACAAGAAGGCACUGAUUUUCUGUAUUGAAUGAAAAACAAGUCUGAAAUAAAAGUCAUUUGAGACAGAAUCAAAA
Molecule: messenger RNA, 1175 nt
Organism: Hirundo rustica (Barn swallow)
Lineage: Eukaryota; Metazoa; Chordata; Aves; Passeriformes; Hirundinidae
Gene: TPK1
Product: thiamin pyrophosphokinase 1
Exons: 8
Coding region: 279-1013 (244 amino acids)
Biological process (GO): thiamine diphosphate biosynthetic process; thiamine metabolic process
Molecular function (GO): thiamine diphosphokinase activity; ATP binding; thiamine binding
Source: RefSeq, a predicted model, not a curated record